Molecule: messenger RNA, 3499 nt
Organism: Phytophthora nicotianae INRA-310
Lineage: Eukaryota; Oomycota; Peronosporomycetes; Peronosporales; Peronosporaceae
Exons: 2
Coding region: 360-2993 (877 amino acids)
Biological process (GO): regulation of DNA-templated transcription
Molecular function (GO): transcription coregulator activity
Source: RefSeq, a predicted model, not a curated record
CGCCCGCCAAAGACGUUAUUUUUGCUUUUUCCCUCAGUUUUGAACGGGGCGCUUCAGCCGUCAGAGGCCCAACAAAACCUCCGCGCGCAGCAGGCACGAACGACGGGAGCGACACCAAGCAGCAGUGUAGACAGACCGCGUCCGCCACUCCGCGAUCUCUUCUUAUCCCUCAGUUUGGAUCAGCAGUAAACGGGGGAGGGAACGUUCGCUCACCAGGUACGCAGACAGUCGAUUCGUUAUGUUUCUCAGCGUCUUGUAACCUGUGGAUCUCUCGUUGUGUGACAUGGCAGACGGAAUCCUCCCGCCUUAUAGUGUCUUGUAGUCUUUGUGCUAGUAUUUAAACCAAUUAACCAAGCGCGAUGGAUUCCUUCGGCUUCGAUUUCGCCGGCGGCGACCUACUGGACUUGGGCUCGCUGGGCUCCUGGACCAACAGCGCACCUAUGGGCAAUUCGCCCAACGGCGGCAGUGGCGGCGCCCUGCCGUUCAGUGUGGGGACCCCCACGGGCGUACAGAGUCUCGGAGACGACCCUUUCGCCUCCAUGCCCAGCGGCGGCGACAACGACUUCAGCUUCGGCGACUCGCCCAAGCCUUCGCCUAACACGCAGAACCAGAAACCAGGGGACAACGCAGCGCCCACAUCUGCGGCUUCGUCGGCGCCUACGUCUUCUGCGCCGCCCACCAGCUCGUCUGGGGACAUGGCCUCGAACUACUUCGGCUCGGAGCUCGAGGCGAGCGGUGCGCCCUCGUCGUCCACCACUGGCACUUCUUCUUCUGCCGUGACGACGGACGCGUCAUCUGUAGAUGACAAGGCCAAGAUGAACGUUAAGAAUGAGACAGACUCACAAACCAAGAAAGAGGCCAGCAGUGCUCCAACGUCGACGACUCAAUCUUCUUCGACGUCCAACGCGACGUCAUCGACUACGACUAGCGCCGCCCCGUCGUCUGCGCCGCACAAGUCGGAGACAUCGAGUUCGACUACAGCCACGUCCACUGCGUCAUCUACAGCAGCAUCUUCUGCGCCGUCGUCUGCAACGUCGACGACACAGUCUAGUGCGUCUUCAGCGCCCGUUAGCAGCAACACGUCAAGCAGCAAUGCCAUGACGUCUGCUCCGUCCACUACGUCGUCCGCUCGACCGCACAUUGGCAACCAGCAACAGCAACAACAGCAAAUGCAGAUGCAGCAGCAGCAGCGACAAUACGCCAACCAGAUGAUGAUGAACCAACAGAACGGGCAACCGCAGCAGUUCGCUGGCCAACCGUAUCAACAGCAAAUGCACGCGGGUCAAAUGCCUGGUGGUGUUAGUGGAGCGCCGCCUACAAGCGCUGCUGGCCAGUACAUGGGAGGUCAGUCUGGCCAGGCCUAUCGACCGCCGACAUCCUCGUACGAAGAAGAGUUUGCGCGCGUAAAGGCUAUGAUGAUGCAGCAUCCAGACUUGAUCCCGCCGCCGAUGGAGGUGCUUCGUAUCUCGAUGAGUCAGAGCGCUGCCAAUCAACAGAACGUGAUGGGCGGAAAUGCUUACAUGCAUCGUGGCAACCCAGCGAUGAACCGUGGAGGGGCUCCUGGCAACGCGGCGUACGCGCAGUAUAGUAAUCCGAACAUGAUGAUGGGUAAUCCCCAGCAGAACGCACAGCAAGCGGGUAUGAUGAACGCAGCACGGAUGCGAGCUGCGCAAAUGGCGCAACAACAGGCCCAACAGCGCGCUGCCGGUCGGACGCCUGGUGGCAGCAACGAUACGCAGACGGCGUGGCAGUCGGAGAACGACCUUCCUCUACGUCGGAAGAUGAUCGGCAAAAUUGUUAGUUUGCUGCAGCAGCGAAAACCGGAUGCACCUGCUGAGUGGAUUCGACGGUUGCCGGAUAUGGCUAGGAGACUAGAAGAUUCAUUGUACCGUACAGCGAAGAAUCGGGAUGAGUAUGGCGAUUUUUCAUCGCUGAAGACGCGACUACAGCAUUUGGCUGUGACGAUGGGUGCACGGGCACAACACAAGGCCGGUGGAAAUCCUCGUGCAACAGGCACUGGUGCUGUACCGGGUAGUGCUACUGGAACCGCCGGCAACGCGGCGAUGAUGGCUGGUGAUGCUCCUCCAGGCAUGGCUAUGAACCCGGGAGCUGGCGGGAUGCCUCAAGGCCACGUAGUAGGUAACAUGCCUUAUGGAAACCGAAUGACUCAGCAGCAGUUGAUGCAGCAGCAACACUUGCAGAUGCAGAUGCAGCAGAACCCCCAGAUGCGGCAGCAACUCACCCCACAGCAGUUGCAGCAGUUCCAGGAAGCCCAACUGCAGCGGCGGCAGCUUCAAAUGCAGCAGGCUCAGCAACAAGCCCAGAUGCAGCGUCAAAACUCGCUUCAACAGCAGCAGUUCCAGCAGAACCAAGCACUUCAACGUCAGAACUCGAUGCGGCAAAUGCAACAGCAACAAAUGCAGCAGCAGAUGCAGCAGCGACAGAACCCGAACUACAUGCAACAGCAGCAACAACAGCAACAGCAACAGCAAGCCCAGGCCCAAGCUCGUGCGCAAGCUCAAGCUCAAGCCCAGCGGAAUGGUCAGGCAAACGGUGGCGCCAACCAGCAGCGUAUGAGUGGAGAUAUGAGCCUGAGCGAGUCUUCCGACUUCCUGAAUCUGGAUCUGUCGUCGUCGCUGCUGGGAUCUGAUGACCUUCAAGGCGAUGGGAGCUCAGGACUGUCUGGAGGCGACUCAAUGAAGAACGGAAGCAACGAUCCAGCGCACUUGGCGGGUCAGAAGAGAACGCUCUCACAGUCUCAGCAGCAGAUGGCAGCAGCAGCAAACGCAGCGGCCUUCAAGCGCACAAAAGUAGGAGGAGCUGCCGGCCAGGCUGGCAGUCAGCAGGGUGCUGCCCCGAACCAACAGCACCCGGGCGCUGCAACGUCGGGACCUCAAGCCUCUCAGCCGUCUCAGACAGCAAUGCAGAAGCCUGUGACAAGUACUAGUGGCUCUUCGAAGACUCCACCAAUGAGUACAGUGAAUGCCAAGUAACUUUUUUUGAGCCCAAUAUGAGCGAUGGUCGACAGUCAGAAAGGUGGCGGAAACAGCAAGCAACGACGCAAUGCGAAGAGAAGAUUAGGACGGAACACCACGGAUGCCUUGUUGGCGAACUUGGGUCACGGGAAGCCAGAGGGAAGUGGCAGGGCGUGGGAGUGGAUGCUGCGGACCUACCUGCCCAUUGCGAAAGAAGCCGAGCUGCCCUUACUGGUUAGGGGUGGUGUCUUUAUCGGACGAGUAGAUGGAGUCGGGCUUUAAAAGGCCUCUCACGUUCGAGAGUGCAUCAUCAAGGACAGCGACGCUAUAGGAUAUUGUGAGUCGAGCUGCCUUUCGGCACGGGCGAGAUGUUUUGGCGCUUGAAAUGAAUCUGUAAAGUGGCGAGAUUUGAUUCAGGGAGAGAAAAGAGAAUGUCAGUUGUGUUAUAAUUAUUUCUUGAUCGCUUCUGUUGCUUUAAAUGAUGUUGGUCGGGCCUGUAGUGUGGGAAAAUGGUGUUGAAGGUC